Messenger RNA from Saprolegnia diclina VS20, 342 nucleotides. RefSeq lists its product as hypothetical. Bases 1 to 342 code for a protein of 113 amino acids. The record is from RefSeq and is a predicted model, not a curated record. The transcript has 2 exons. NCBI's taxonomy places the organism in Eukaryota, Oomycota, Saprolegniomycetes, Saprolegniales, Saprolegniaceae. Gene Ontology annotation, cellular component: membrane.
AUGUGCACCGACAUUUCCAAGGUCACGCUCAUCGUGCUCAACUUUGCGUUCCUUGUCGCCGGUGCGCUCCUCAUCUAUGUCGGCGCAGCCACGUCGUCGAGCUGGUCGACCAUCUACGAGUCGGCGUCCAACGGCUCGACGUCGGCGACCUUCAGCCUCCUCAUCGCGUUCGGUGUGCUCGUCGUGCUCAUCGCGUUCAUGGGUCUCAUCGGCGCCAUCAAGCGCCAGAAGUGCCUCCUCUACACCUACGCGUUCUUCGUGUUUGUCGCGCUCGCCCUCUUUGUCCUCAUCACGAUCACGGGCUUUGCCGGACGCCGAGGUCUCGGUCGCCGAGGCUUUUGA